Messenger RNA from Diatraea saccharalis (sugarcane borer), 1888 nucleotides. Lineage: Eukaryota; Metazoa; Arthropoda; Insecta; Lepidoptera; Crambidae. The record is from the annotation of a GenBank genome assembly.
AAGUCUGUGAUAAAAGGGAACGAACUUGUGUCCGGUGCAUGGUGAUUGUAGUAAAUUAUAUUUUUAAAUUAAUUUGAUAUGGUUAAUAAGUUUUGGAAAGAAGUUCGGCCGGCCCUGUCAGAGCCAGUACUCAAUUGUAUUAAAAAGCAAGGGUUUAACAAAAUGACGCCUAUUCAGGCUGCAGUAAUACCACUAAUUUUGUCUUCUAAGGAUGUUGUCGCUGAAGCGGUGACCGGUUCAGGAAAAACGCUAGCGUUUGUUGUGCCAAUGUUGGAAAUGUUACUGAAAAAGCAAAAAGAGGAACCCUUAAGAAAAGACUUUGUUUAUUGUGUUAUCAUAACACCAACCCGAGAACUUGCCAAUCAGAUUUUUAAGGUAAUAAAACAGUUUCUUGAAGAGCCAGAAUUAUCUUGUAUUACUAUAUCAUUAUUGGUGGGUGGACGGUCAGUAGAAUCUGACGUUGAAAGUCUUAGUAAAGGUUCCCACAUUGCAGUGUGUACACCAGGCCGUCUUAUGGAUCUGUUGGCAGAGAGGAAACAAUUAAAUCUUCCAGGAAGACUAAAAGAAUUGGAAAUUCUGGUCCUGGAUGAAGCUGAUAGGUUACUUGACUUAGGCUUUACUGCAACCCUAACUACCAUCCUGCAGUACCUGCCACGGCAGCGUCGCACUGGCCUGUUUUCUGCCACACAAACCAAAGAACUCCAAGACCUCAUUAGAGCCGGCUUAAGGAAUCCAGUAGUCAUCAGUGUAAAAGAAAAAUCUACCAUAAGCACCCCAAUUUUAUUAGAAAACUAUUAUGUUAUAGUAGAGGCACAAGAUAAGUUCAUAUUUCUACUAAACUUCAUACGGAAUAGGAUAAUGGUAAAAGGUUUAUUCUUUCUUCCUACUUGUGCCUGUGUAGACUACUGGGCGGAUAUAUUACCGGUGUUUCUGCCAGACAAGAAAGUAUAUGCAAUACAUGGCAAGAUGAAACAGAAGAGAUCUAAAAUAUUGGAGAACUUCAGGGAAGCAGAGAACACGAUUUUGUUAUGCACAGAUUUGAUGGCUAGGGGUUUGGAUAUACCGUGCGUUGACUGGGUGGUUCAGUGGGAGCCGCCGCUGUCCCCGGCGGGGUUGGUGCACCGCGCAGGGCGGGCGGCGCGCGGGGGGGCGGCCGGCUGCUCACUGCUGCCACUCCUCACUACAGAGGAUGCGUACGUGCCCUUCAUCAAGGCCAACCAGCUUGUGCAACUCAAAGAUUGGACGCAAUCCACAGACCAGAUUAAAGUCACGCAAAAGUUAAGAGAUAAGGUUUUGUCAAUAAUGCACGAACAACAAUUAAAAGAUCGUUCCGUAUUUGACAAAGGUCAGAGAGCAUUUGUGUCUCACAUGCGUGCUUAUACUAAACAUGAAUGCAACUUGCUGCUCCAGUUCAAAGACUUGCCUCUAGGCCACAUAGCCACUAGCUAUGGUCUAAUUAAACUGCCUCUGAUGCCUGAAAUAAAACAGGAGCACAAGGAACAGUUUGUUGGACCGAAGAUAGAUAUUGAUUUCAACAGUAUAUGUUAUAAGGAUAAACAGAAGGAAGCUAGCAGGUUGAAGAAGCUAGAAGAAUAUAAGAAAACUGGUGUGUGGCCAUCCAACAAGAAGAAGAAAAUGGCGCAAACGCAGCCUUGGGAAAAAGCGAAGAUGAACAAAGAAGAGAGGAAGCAGCGAAAAAAGAAACGGAAAGAACUGAAACAGCAGAAUCCAGAAGGAAAGAGAAGCAAGAAACGGCGCGCCGUCACACAAGCAGAGCUGGACGAGUUAGCCGCCGACGUAGCGCUCAUCAAGAGACUUAAGAAGAGGAAGAUUACGCAGGAGCAGUUCGAUGAUGCUUUUGACGUCGAUAAAUAGAUAUUUUUACACA